Molecule: messenger RNA, 5939 nt
Organism: Musa acuminata subsp. malaccensis (wild Malaysian banana)
Lineage: Eukaryota; Viridiplantae; Streptophyta; Magnoliopsida; Zingiberales; Musaceae
Product: protein RST1
Biological process (GO): regulation of post-transcriptional gene silencing
Source: RefSeq, a predicted model, not a curated record
CCGUGUCUGAUACCCUUCACCACGCCGACGGCGCUCUUCUCUUCUCCUUUGUCACUCUCUGCGCUGAAUCCGUCUCCUUGUCGGAGAGCGUAGGAGGGCGAAUGGAGUCGUCCGCCGCCGCCUCCUUCGAUCACCUACUCGACAAGACGCGCCUACCGCAGCCCUCCUUCCAGCGCCUCGCCGUCGCUUCUCUCUUCAAGAAGCUCCGUUCCGCCCCUCCCCCACUCGGCCUUGCCUCCGGCCCCGCUCGCGACGCACUCUCCCGCUGCCUUAGCUCCCCCUCCGCACCCGUCGCUGACCAGGCCGUCCGCGAGCUAUGCUCCCUCGUCAAGGACGGCCUUCUCCCGGUCCCCGCCGCCCUUCUCGAGCUCCAGUCCGCCCUCGAUGGCUGCACACCCGGCUUCGCCUCGCUUUUCGUCAAGGGAAUUGGUUUCUUGGCCCGCUUCGCCUUCCGUGCAGAUCCGUCCUGGGGCCGCCGCUUCGACCCUGUUGAGCUCCACCCCUUCAUCAAGGUCCUUUCAUGUCGAACAGAAGUGCACCAGGAACUCAUUCAGCAAGUUUUGUUAUUUAUAGUGCAAAACAAGUCACUCGGAAUGGAGACAGUCUCGGGGUUCUUGAGGCCUUUUCUCUUGUUCUCAGUUCUUCGGACUUCUUCUUCUUCAUCUUUUACAAGGGAUUUGAUCUCUUCCGUGGCAUCAUUCGCCUGUUCGUUCCCAUCACAAUCUAUUGGCAUAUUGAAUCUUCUUGUUGGGUGCACACGGCACUUACCACUAGCAAAUGAGGAGGAUUUCAAGUGCCUGUUGGUUUCUUCAGAGUACUUGGUUGAUGCAUUUAUCGUGGUCUUGAAGCAGCUGAGUUGUGGCGAAACCGUAUUCCAAUCCGUUAGCGUUGAUGCCAAAGCAUGUGGUAUUGAGCUACUAGAGAAUCUGUUGUCAGUGGCUAUUGGCUGUACUAAGCCUUGGGGUGGAGUUGAAGUUCUUCUUGAAUUGGCAAAGCGUCUAUUGGUGGCCCAGAGAAACUGUGGCUUGCCAUAUCCGGCUGAGCUUGUUACAGUUAUUGUGUCUGUCUCCAUCAUUCUCACCCAGGCGGAGUUUGAACAUGAGCACUUGUCUGCUUUGAAGCUUUUAAUUUUCUUGAAUGAGUGGAAGAAAGAAAAUGAAGACAAUAGCAAAGGAAUUGCUUGUUACCAUGGUGAAGAUCUUUUGUGUAUCUUUCCUCUCAUCAACCUAUUGUCCUCUCCUUCUCAAUCUGUUAAAGCGUCGGCAUCUCACUUACUUUCAAGAGCAACCAGGCAAGUUUUAGAGUUGUCAGAUGAUCCGAGAAAAGUGCAGAUCCCUACGUCUGGAACGUCUACUUUGAGGCUAGGAUUUAUUCUUCUAAGGCUUCUGCAUCAUCUUUGGUUCCAGAAUCAUGAUGAAAAAAUUGGAUUUAUUGGGUCACAAUGUGGUGUAAUGACAAGUUGGACGUCUCAACUGAAAGAGUACCUGUCAACCGUUAGAAGGCAAAAAUAUAAUUCAAUUAUUCAAUCACCAGAAAGUUCCUCAGGAGGAUUAACUUCAUUAUUUAGCUCUGUGGCUUCGAUUUUGCUUGUACAUCCUAAACUUAGCACGUCUGCUGUUGAUUCUUUGGCUGCAAUUGGUGGAAUGGAUUAUAAACUGGGUAUGCCACUGCUGCUAACAGUUCUCUUCCACAUUAAGAUGCUAUGCAGAGACAAGUGUGACUCGCUUAAAAUGUUGCCCAGACUUCUGGAAAUGCUUCCAUCGCUCGCUACACAUUCUGUUAUGGUUCCGUUAAUUUUACAAACAGUGUUGCCAAUGCUCCACAAGAGUGCAAAUCCUGUGUUAUAUGGCACAGCUGUUCGUCUACUAUGUAAGACAUGGGUUAUCAAUGAUACGGCUUUUGGAACUUUGCAAGGACUUCUGGAUCCCCAAGCCUUUUCUCAUUUCAUGUCUCAGAGAGAAAUUUGUAUUAGCCUUGCUGCUUCACUGCGUGAUAUCUGCUGCCAUAAUCCUGACAGGGGUGUUGAUCUCAUAUUGUCUAUCUCGUCAUCUAUUGAGAGCCGUGAUCCUCUUGUGCAUGCUCUUGGAUUGGAAAGCCUUGCUCAUCUUUGUGAAGCCGAUGUAAUUGACUUUUACACAGCUUGGGAUGUUAUCUCAGAUCAUAUGCUCGAUUAUUUCAGUGACCCUAUUGUUGCUCAUGGCUUGUGCAUCUUAUUAAGGUGGGGAGCAUUGGAUGCAGAAGUUUAUUCCGAAACAUCCAGAAAUGUUAUCAAGAUAUUGUGGGAAAUUGGAACAUCUAGGUUUGCUAACUAUGAAUUUCUAUGGGUAAAAGCACGGAUAGUUGCAUUUGAGUCAUUGUCCCAUUACGAGGUUGCAAAUAUUCAGGAAGCCAUUCCUGAAUUUAAGAGAAGAAAUUUGGAGUGUCUUGUUUCUGAAGAUAAUAUGGAAUUACUCAAUGCGAUGGAGAAACUUGAAGUCAAGAUUUUGAAAUUUGAACACAUAACUCGGCGUAGGAUGCUUAGACAGAAAAGAGUUGUGGUGCACAAAGUUGAAAAGCUAUUGGAUGUCUUUCCUCAAGCAAUUUUCACUGCAGGAAAACAAAUUGGAGAGUUACCAGGUGCAGCUUUAUUAUGCCUUGUUUAUACUCCCAAGGAUUUAAAUUCUCAAGCAACAACAAAGGAUUCAGGUAAACUACAUUCUGAAUAUGAGAGAGCUCUGCUGGAAAUCGCUGAAUCACUUCAUAUAUCAAGAAACAUUUUUAUGGGAUUUCUUGCACUGCAAUCAUGGAAACAUUUCAUGCAUCGUUGGCUGAGAGCAGUGGUUCUGCUUGCUGAUGCUAAAUCAUCUUCUGCAUUUGACAAAAACAACAAGGUUGCCAAUGAUAUCUUAAAGACUCUUUGCAGAGUUGGGGCUGAGUCUAUUCCACAGAUUUCUGCAAACAUUGCCUUUGCUAUUGGUGCCCUGUGUAUGGUCUUGCCUUCAUCAGCCCAUAUGGUAAUCUCUGCUGCAUCAGAAUUUCUUUUGAAAUGGUUGCUUGAAUAUGAACAUGAACAACGACAGUGGUCUGCUGCUCUUUCUCUUGGUCUUGUAUCUACUUGCUUUGAUGCAACCGAUUGGAAGCAAAGAUUUGAGGUUGUGAAUGGACUUCUCAAGGUACUUUGUGAGAGCAAAAGCCAUCUUGUUAAGGGAGCCUGUGGUAUGGCAUUGGGUUUUGCUUGUCAAAAUCUUCUGAACACAACUGAAAUUGGUAAUGGUUCUGGUUUGGAAGGACAAAACACCAGGAUUACUGAAAUCUCAUUACUUCAGGAUAUUAUUAAUACCUUAUCUCUGAUGAUAUGCAAGCUUUGCCCUGCUGCAACUGAUUCUUUGAAAAAUCUUAAUGUUAGCUUUUCACCAAGUCAACAGUCAAUGAGUUCAAACUUGUUCCUUGGAAAUUUGUAUGACUUGGAAGAAGAUGGUUGGGGUGCUGUAGGUCUUGUACUUGGCUUGGGAAACUCUGUUAUUGCACUAUAUCGCUUUGGAGCUUAUGAUGCCAUUCUUAAGAUAAAGGAUCUGUUAGUUUCGUGGAUCUCAUAUGAUUUACAUGGACCUGGCUCAUUAGUGUCCAAUGAAUUGUCCGAGAUACCAUUAUGUAUGGGAUCAUGUCUUGCUCUUCCAACUGUUGCAGCUUUUUGCCAAAGAAAUGAAUUAGUGAACAUUGACUUUGAUUUUCUAUUUGGUAGCUAUUAUUCACUGAUUUCUGAACUUUUAAGUCUAAAGAAAUCUGGUAGCGCUUAUCAGAAUUUGCUGGUGGCUUCUUGUAUCGGUGCUGGAUCAUUUCUGUCCUGCAUAAUGAGUUUGGGGAUGCACAUGGUGAAAUUUGACAAUGUAAAGCAUCUUAUGGAAGUUCUAAGAACCACUUACACUUCCUCAUUUCCACCUCCUGUCUGUUUUGCUGGAAUGCUGGGAGUUGUUAAUGCAUUUGGUGCUGGUGCUGGGGAUCUCAUUCAAAUGUAUCCUCAAGCAACUAACUUUCAGCUCAACUGCGAGCAGGAAUCAUCAUUUGUCAGUGGUCCGAUUCUUUAUAGUCCAGUUUGUGAAACACUCUCAACCUCAAUGGUUCAAGAAAUGUUUUUGAUUGCCAAGGACUCAAAAGAUCAGCAAAUAAAAAAUUAUGCUGCAUGGGCACUUUCAUUUCUUAGAUGCCGAUGGUGGUCAAGUGAAUUUCAAGAUAUGAUUAGUUCACAAAAUAGUUCCUUGAGUUCAAACUCAUCAGCUCAAACUUUUGAUGAAGAAAGCUUAGUUUGGAAACUCUGCUUGUGGCUAAGUGAUGUCAACAAAAACAAGGCCGGGGAGGUCAUGGAUGCAAGUACUGUUGCAGCUGUCUUAAGAUGGCUUUCCAAGGCUCCUAGAUUGCCUCCUUUGGAUUGGGGAGUAAUCAUUAGACGCUGCAUGAGGUAUGAUCCACAAUUAUCUGCAGAGGCACACAAGAGAUAUUGUCUCACAUCACUUCGGGAAGAAUGUUUGAAUUUUUCUUUAGUUCAUGCAAAUCAUGUUAGCCCUUUCCUGCAAUUUGUGGAUGAACUCUCUGACCUGUCCAGAUUCAGGACACUUGAGCUAAAUUUGCAAACGUUUUUGGUUGAACAUCUCUUAAACAUAUGCAAAAUAUUCUCUGGUCGGAGGUUGGAGAAACUGUUUGUUGAUUUGGUUGAAUACUUCCGUUCUACUUCCUACUUGGCUUAUGAACCAGAAAAGAAAAGCCGAUUAAGAGUUUAUUUUUGGAAGGGCCUGCAUCAUUGCCUUACUGAGGCCCCAGAAGAACUCAGCAUUGCAUCAAAUGUGGAAAAGUGCAUGGCCUGUCUGUUAUCUUUGUUGCCUGAGCUGACCAGUGAUGGCUUUUCAGAAGAGCACAUUGAUUCUAUUGGGGAAUGGCAGGUUGCUGUAAGAUGCUUGGCUAAGGCUCGAGAAGAGUGGCUUGUGGAUAUUCUGCAGGUCUCUGUUAUUGGUCAGUUGCAUGGAGAAAGUAGUUCUUUUGUAGCGAAGAUCAUCUCCAUAAAAGCCAAGCUGGUUGGUAUGGGGCGCUUUCCUGUUUCUGAAAUGUCAGAGCUAAAAGCCCAUGUGUUGAAUGCAAGAACUGAAGGUCCAUGGUGGAGCAUGCUUGUGGAAGUCGCUGCAUCUCUAUUGACUGCUGAAGGUAGAAUCAAAAGACAAUGGCUUCUUGAUGCAUUUGAGAUCAGCUGCAUAUCAGAAUAUCCCUCUACUGCACUGCGUUUUAUAGGUCUGCUAUCAAGUAGAUGGUGUAUGUACAUGCCACUUCUGACCAUUGAACCAACUACCGUCUUGAGUGACUUGCCUGUCACCUUGCCAUCUCUUCUAUCUGACAGCUCCUGGAGCAUCAUCGCUGGACCUCUAGUGGAUAAGCUCUGGGUUUGCACCAUGCGGAUCUGCACCUGGGCAGAGCGGUUGACUAUUGCUGGUGGUUCGUCAAUGUUGGACCAAAUAGACGCUAGCGAAGCCGGCUUGUCCAUCUUCUUGGCACACGUGAUGCAUGAGACAUGCCUCUCCUUGAAGCAGUUCUUGCCAUUUGAAAAACAGCUGAAGCUUGCAACCCUUGUGGUCGCACGAGUUUGAUGGUUGCUACAUGCUGUUCCAAAACUCAUUUGUAUGCCAGCAAGCUUUCCGGUGACAACCAUAUGCUCGAGAGCCGAAAAAAGGACUCAGCUAAUACAAGCGCCGUAGAUCAUUGUUCGUCACACCAGAUUGCCGGGAAUAGUUUUUUUUUCCCUGUUUUUAAUAACGACAAUUUAUGCAUUAGAACGUGAGAGAAAGGGGUAACAAAACUCCCAACACAAUUGGACUUGGGCCUGUUGCCUGCGCUGCCUAACAUUGUAACGUAGAUGGGACGUUGUUUUGAUGGAUACAUCUGUUGAAUGGAGCACAGGGACGAGGUUUGUUAUUUUG